AUGAAGAGCUUCCUGCUCCAAAUUGUGCUCAGCGGUGCUCUUUCCUGUGCUUUGCCGAUCAUCUCAAAACCUGACCAAGUCGCAGAAGGAGACGUACAGCUUGCUGAGAAAUAUCUCCGCAGCUACUACCCUGAACCUGAAGGAACCCCUGUCCUCAGAAGCAAAGGCAACAAUAAUAAUAAUAUGGCUGACCGAAUACGACAAAUGCAGCAAUUCUUUGGGUUGAAAGUGACAGGCCAGCUGGAUUCACACACCUUGGAUGAGAUGAAGAAGCCUCGAUGUGGUGUUCCUGAUGUAGGAGAAUUCCGGGCUGCUCAUUCUUCUAGGAAAUGGCCAAGGAAUGACCUCACAUAUAGCAUUCAGAACUACACCCCAGACAUGGAUCAUGCUGAGGUAGAUGAUGCUAUUGAAAGAGCUUUGAAAGUAUGGAGUGAGGUGACCCCCCUGACCUUCACCAAGACAUCCACAGAUUCUGCAGAUAUAUUGAUCUCUUUUGUCGCAGGAUACCAUAGCAGCAAUCCCUUCGACUAUCCCUUUGAUGGAUACGGAGGACAACUGGCUCAUGCAUUUUUCCCUGCUUAUGGUGGGGAUGCCCAUUUUGAUGAGGAUGAACAAUGGACAAAGGAUUUGAAAGGAACAAAUCUGUUUCUUGUUGCUGCUCAUGAGUUUGGACACACAUUGGGUCUUGGACACUCUGAUGUUUGGGGAAGUUUGAUGUACCCUACAUACAUGCCUUCAAACCCCCAAAACUUCAGGCUUCACGAGGAUGAUGUUAAUCGUAUCCAGUACCUUUAUGGUAAGAACAGUUUCCCCAGUUCUCCACCAGAAGUCCCAAACUUUUGUGACCCUCACCUCUCCUUUGAUGCUGUCACCACUCUCCGGGGAGAAACUGUCUUUUUAAAAGACAGCUUUAUGUGGCGGAAGCAUCCUCAAAGAACAAACAUUCAGAAAGGUUCUAUUCAUGAUUUCUGGCCAGCUUUGAAAAGUGGCAUUGACGCUGCUUAUGAACUUGAAGAUAAAGACAUCUUAUUUCUUUUUAAAGGACAGAGGUACUGGGCUACCCAGGUAAAUGUUAUACAGCGGGGUUUCCCAAAGAACAUCCACACCUUGGGCUUCCCCAAAUAUGUAAAGAAAAUUGACGCAGCUCUUUUUGACAAAGAUACAAAGAGAACAUUAUUCUUUUCAGGAGAUAUGUACUGGAGUUAUGAUGAAACAAUGAAUGCUAUGGAGAAUGGCUACCCAAGAAAGAUAGCCACAGACUUCCCUGGAAUUAGUAGAGUGGAUGCUGCUUUACAAGAUAAUGGAUACUUCUAUUUAUUCAGCGGCACAAAGCAGUAUGAAUUUGACAGCAAGCAGAAAAAAUUUACUGGCAUAAAGAAGAGCAACUCUUGGUUUGGCUGCCCCUGA
Molecule: messenger RNA, 1407 nt
Organism: Eublepharis macularius
Lineage: Eukaryota; Metazoa; Chordata; Lepidosauria; Squamata; Eublepharidae
Product: matrix metalloproteinase-18-like
Exons: 10
Coding region: 1-1407 (468 amino acids)
Biological process (GO): collagen catabolic process; extracellular matrix organization; proteolysis
Cellular component (GO): extracellular matrix
Molecular function (GO): zinc ion binding; metalloendopeptidase activity
Source: RefSeq, a predicted model, not a curated record